Molecule: messenger RNA, 2016 nt
Organism: Melampsora larici-populina 98AG31
Lineage: Eukaryota; Fungi; Basidiomycota; Pucciniomycetes; Pucciniales; Melampsoraceae
Exons: 5
Coding region: 1-2016 (671 amino acids)
Source: RefSeq, a predicted model, not a curated record
AUGCAAACGGACACCAGCCACAAAUACAUAUUACCAGUACCAGACAUCAUUGAAAUCAAUCACAAGGAUCGACGCAAGAUGGAUGAAUACAUUGAAUCUUUUCCUGCGACGCAACACGGCUAUCGAAUUCGAAUCGGUCACUCGCAUAGUCGUAGUGCACUCUCACAAUAUGAGUGCUACCGAUCAGGUUAUCCACAAGGAGGACAACAAGCCGUCGGCACCACAAAAUCUGCCCGUAUAGGAUGUCCCUUCGAGAUCGAUACCCGAUAUCUUUAUCAUAGCUCAUCAUGGCUCCUAAUUUAUUCUCACCUUGGACAUAACCACCCACCCGACCCAAACGUUAAAGCUCGCAAGAAGCACAAGGAUCCUAAUGCCCAACCCAUCCUUGCUCCAGGAGUCACACUUGACAAUGACAAAGACCAAGAUCCAGGCCCAGGUGACAUCGAUGCCGAUUCACACGAUAUCAUUGAUAGUCAGACUAAUGUACUAUCAAAAUCGCCGGUUCACCUUCUUAACAACCCAUCACUGCCUUCACCUGACAUCGGACCAAACAUUUUGUCACCUGCAACACUAACAAAUGCAAAGGUCAACACCAAACCCCACGAUUCACGAUUACCAAAUGUGAACCAAUCACACUCACCCCAACAUUCAAAGGAGAUGCAUUGUGAUUAUCACCCUACACAACCUUCCCAACGUAUCAAAGCCCCUAUUGAACCACACGACUCGCUAGAUUUGACUAUGUCCAGCCUCACAGCCCGGCUCCGAGCUAUGACUCCACGUCGCCGGCAGGACACUCUGAUCAAGAUAGAAUCGAUUAUAAGUGAAGCACUACCUGCGUUGGUUUCCUUCAAACCACGCGAGCCUAUCGAAUCGAUUAUAAGUGAAGCACAACCUGCGAUGGUUUCCUUCAAUCCACACGAGCCUAUCGAAUCUAUUAUAAGUGAAGCACAACCUGCGAUGGUUUCCUUCAAUCCACACGAGCCUGCCUCAAGCCAGCCAGCGUGUUCCACUCCCCUAAAGGAAGCCCAUGAGGCCACAAUUGUUGAAACGAUCGAUAAACUCAUAGACGAGUUUUAUGACGGGCCGACCGAACUCACCACCUCUACGUUCAACUUCAAAGAUCUCAUCCUUUCUCAGCCCACAGAAAACUCUACGGUACCGGUUGAUACAACCACAAAAUCACCAAAAUCAAGAAAAUCAAGCGAAGAAGAUACAAGUCUAACUCCCACAAUCGCUGACAAACCUCCACCGCCAUUGCUCCCUAUCUCACCCACAUCACUAUCACUACGCAGUCCUGUGGACUGCCAACGCGUUACCCGGAAACGAGCACGGGAGGCAGGCAUACUUCAGAAGCCGCACUUGAUUAAUCCCAAUCUACCCGCCCUGUUGGCGAAGUACCGGAUUCACACGUGGCUGGAACCGUAUGUUAUCGAUCUUCGUGAAGUCAAAGGCGACGGACACUGUGGAUUCCGCGCUAUUGCCAUAUCAGUUGGGCAAUCGCAAGAAGAAUGGGCUGACAUACGUUCAAGGAUGCACGACACAGCCACCACUAUGCCUGAUGAGCGGACUUUACCUGAGGGCCGCACCGAAUGCUUGGCACGUCUUGCAACCACCAAAGCAAACGUCGUCAGUGAGCAGAAGUAUUGGCUCAGCAUGCCAGCGUGGGGAGGUCUCAUAGCCACAACUUUCAAUCGCCCAGUAUUGUACUACGAACCUGGUUCUUAUAGUCAGAUGGUCUUUCCCUUUCUAACCCCCCACAACCUCAAUUCUCCAAUAGUUCUUGCCUGGGCCGACCAUCACUUUGCAUCACUACUGCUCGAUUUUACACGUCCAAGCUUCCCCGCACCACGGCUUUGUGGAACAUGGCGACGAUUUCAUAGUGAAGAUGCCUCCAGUUGGUUAGAUGUAUGGCAACCACUUAUUGAUGCACACGCCAAAUUGAUCCAGGCCCAAAUUAAAUAUCUACGUAAGAAAACCAAACAACGAGACCCUAUAAAUCUAACUCUCUCAGAUUGA